UAUAAUAACAUUUCAAACAACACAUACAUAGAUGUCAUGGAUAUUGAAGUUUUUGUCUGUCACUUGAACUGAUCCAAACUGAUCACAAUAUUUUUGUUUUGGUUUCAAUUGAUAUGAUCUUAUAUUACCAUUAAUUCUAACCACAAAAAAACCAAAGAAGUUCUUCCUUUGAGAGAAAAGUGUGGACAAAAUCAGUCGUCGAUUUCACUGAAAACUUCAUCACCGGUGGGUGUGUCGACCAACACUUCUUCACACACGCUUGUCAUUACCAUCCAUUAGAUCCAUCCAUCCAUCUGAUGGUUCAACUGGUGGAUCAUUGAUUGGUUACCAACGAUGAUUGCACCGUUACUUCGUGUCAUACAUUUCGGACCAUUGAUUGCCCUAUCGAUCAUCAAAUGUGUCGUAUUUACCACACUUUAUCUGACCGGCCAAUGGCUUCGGGCAACCGAUUCGUUGUGGGCAUUGUUCAACUAUAUGAUGUACUAUACGCUGAUUGCCACCACUUUCUAUAAUUUCUUCAGCGCUGUGUUUACCGGACCCGGUCAGGUACCGAAAGGCUGGCAACCGGCCGACCCAAGCGAUUGCCAAUUGCUUCAGUACUGCCAUCAAUGYCGGGGUUAUAAACCGCCGCGAAGUCAUCACUGCAGACGUUGCGACCGUUGCGUACUCAAGAUGGACCAUCACUGUCCAUGGAUUAACAACUGUACCGGCUAUCGUAAUCAAUGCUAUUUUAUCUUAUUUCUCGGAUCAGCUGUCUUGGGAUCCAUUCAGUCGAUUGUCUUGUUGUCGAUCGGUUUAUACAGAGCUUUCUAUUGGAACUGGUUCUUAUAUAACGAAAGAAGUGAUCGUUUAGUAUACAUAACAAUGACAUCGCUAUUGUUUGGUGUCUUUAGUAUUGGUCUCGCACUGGGAGUAAUCAUAGCUGUCGGCGGACUACUUAUCCUACAAUUAAAGAUAUUAGUAAAAAACGAGACAAGUAUUGAGGAAUGGAUUGUAACGAAAGCCAAGUCUAGACGAGGAGGAGGAAGAAGUGGUGACCAGUUUGUCUAUCCAUAUAAUCUGGGCGUCUGGCGUAAUAUCAGACAAGUGUUGUUCGGAUCAAUUGAUAACGGGAUCAGUUGGCCAGUAAUCGAUGGCUGCGAUCAAUACACACUUACCGUGGAACAGUUGCUACAAAAAGAAGAAAAACGUAACCGUUCGGCCACUUUUCGGGCCAUUGCCGGCUACAAUGGCCACUGGUUUCCACUGUUUUCGCAGGGAUGUCGCAUCUGUCUAGCAUUUCCAAUGUCGGACGAACCCCGAAUCAAGGUAACCACUGGCGAUCAUAUACUAGUAACCCGAUGUAAGAAUCAUUGGAUGUACGGCGAAAAAGUGGUUAACCCAAGAACACCAAUCAUUGGUGGCCAUCAUAAUAAUAAUCAUAAUCAUCGGCGAGAGCGCGGAUGGUUUCCCCGAAAAAUUGUGAUACACGUGCAAACAGCGGCAACCGCUACACAUAAUCACGACGUACCGGUGCCGCAACAGCCGCCGCCAUCGCAACAACUAUUUGACGAUAAAUUAUACGAAACUAAUGAUAAAAAUAAUUUAAAUACUGUUUUAACAAAUAAUAAUGAUUUU
Molecule: messenger RNA, 1617 nt
Organism: Oppia nitens
Lineage: Eukaryota; Metazoa; Arthropoda; Arachnida; Sarcoptiformes; Oppiidae
Product: palmitoyltransferase ZDHHC6-like
Exons: 4
Biological process (GO): protein palmitoylation
Cellular component (GO): Golgi apparatus
Molecular function (GO): palmitoyltransferase activity
Source: RefSeq, a predicted model, not a curated record